Molecule: messenger RNA, 2145 nt
Organism: Tachysurus vachellii
Lineage: Eukaryota; Metazoa; Chordata; Actinopteri; Siluriformes; Bagridae
Gene: bbs4
Product: Bardet-Biedl syndrome 4
Exons: 18
Coding region: 269-1789 (506 amino acids)
Biological process (GO): cilium assembly; protein localization to cilium
Cellular component (GO): ciliary basal body
Molecular function (GO): protein binding
Source: RefSeq, a predicted model, not a curated record
CCGGAAGUGAGCGCCCAUGUAAUCUGCCUGACGGGAGGAUGGCUGAUGACGAGAACCUCAAAACGGAGGCUUCACACCCUGCGGCAACGAAACCCCGUCCAAAAAAAGUCCUGCUGAAUUGACUCACUCGACUUCCAGACAUAGUUUGUCCUGUAGAUGGUGCUGUUUGUCGAGUUUUUAUGCCCUUCUUUCGUUUGAAGAAGAGGAUUAAAGCUCAGAGAGAAAAGUCUGUCCCAGAAUAGAAGGGCUUGAAAGCAGGCUUGUGAACAUGCUAACCCCAGAGCUCCCCAUAUUAGAGAGGAGGAACUGGCUCAUUCAUCUACACUACAUCCGUAAAGACUAUGAGACAUGCAAGGCGAUUAUAAAAGAACAGCUGCAAGAGACUCAGGGGAUGUGUGAAUAUGCCAUAUAUGUCCAAGCUCUGAUCCUACGUGUAGAAGGGAAGAUCCAGCAAUCCCUAGAGCUGUUUCAAAGCUGCGCCAUCCUCAACCCUACCAGCUCAGACAACCUCAAACAAGUGGCUCGCUCCCUAUUUCUCUUAGGGAAACAUAAGGCUGCCAUCGAGGUUUACAACGAGGCGGCCCGUCUCAAUCAGAAAGACUGGGAGAUCAAUCAUAAUCUCGGAGUUUGCUACAUCUACACUAAAGACUUCAAGAGCGCUGAGGAGCAUCUUAACAUGGCGCUACAGCUUAACAAACACGACAUGACUUACGUGAUGCUGGGAAAGAUCUACCUGUUACAGGGGGACACCGAGAGGGCCAUUGAGAUCUACAAGAUCGCAGUGGAGUUUUCCCCAGAGAACACGGAGUUGCUGACCACACUGGGGCUCUUGUAUAUGCAGCUCGGAAAAUAUCAGAGGGCCUUCGAACAUCUUGGAAAUGCUUUGACAUAUGACCCAAACAAUUACAAGGCCAUUUUGGCAGCAGGAAGUAUGAUGCAGACACACGGGGAUUUCGAUGUGGCCAUGAAUAAAUAUCGUGUGGCAGCUUUCACUGUGCCCGAGAGCCCCCAGCUCUGGAAUAACAUAGGCAUGUGCUUCUUCGGCAAGAAGAAAUAUGUCGCUGCUAUAAGCUGUCUGAAGAGAGCAAACUAUCUGUCUCCGUUUGAUUGGAAGGUCUUGUACAAUCUGGGUCUAGUGCAUCUCACAAUGCAGCAGUACGCCUCAGCCUUCCACUUCCUCAGCGCUGCUAUUAACCUGAAUCCACGCAUGGGAGAACUCUACAUGCUUCUCGCUGUUGCCCUGACCAAUCUGGACGAUGUAGAAAACGCACGCAGGUCGUAUGAACAAGCUGUUCUGCUCGACGUAUCCAACCCUCUGGUGAAUCUGAAUUUUGCAGUGUUGUUGUAUAAUCAGGGAGACAAGAAGGCAGCACUGCAGCAGUAUCAGGAGAUGGAGAAAAAAGUCAACAUGCUGAUCGAGCGCAACAGCAACACCGAGUUCGACCCUGAGAUCGUAGAGAUGGCUCAUAAAAUGGGUGCAGCCCUUCAGGCUGGGGAAAAUAUAUUCUGGUCGAAACCAGGCAAAGAAUCCAAGAGCAGCCAGCGCUCGUCUUUCAGCAAGACGUCCUCUUCCCAGCAGCCCCUGGGCUCCAAUCAGGCCCUGGGCCAGGCCAUGUCAUCAGCUGCAGGAUAUAGUAAAAGCAUACAGCUGGCUGCAGAGCCAGAUGUAGAGAGUGCACCAGCACCUCCGUCUGAACCUCCAGGAACGGCUCAACGUGAUGGUGAGGAUGCAGAUCUUCACAAAUCCAAGGAGAAAAAGAAGAGCAAACCCAAAGCAUCGGCGGAGUAGAGCUUCCUAAGCAUAGACAAAUGCUAACUUCUGCAGUGUGCGCAAGCUUUAUAUAGUAUCUUUCUCUCCUAUAGUGUAAUUAUUUUUUUAGGCACGAGGUUUGUACAGUUUUUACAUUACGCUUUUUUUUUUCUCUCCUUUUUAAUUUGGUGAUAUCAUUAAGUAUAUGAACAGGUAACUCAGUGAAUACAAUCAGAGUUAGUACAGGAGCAGCUCAGGAAUGAUUCGAUUUUUAAGCACAUGAACAGUAAGAGGGUUUUAAUAUUAUACAGAAUCAUACGUUACAUUGUUCGAUUAAGAUAGACUUUAUUGACCUUUGUAUCUGAGCUAAAGUUAAAAAUAAACAUGUUCUGCUA